AUAUGGUGAAGGACAGUCUACUGGCAAAAUUGGAUUACGAUGGAAACACUGCCCUGCACUUGGCAGCCAUGUUGGGAGCUCCAGGCUAUACUGAUCUGUCUCGCCGCAAUCCCAUCGCCGCCCUGCAAAUGCACUGGGAAAUCAAAUGGUACAAGUUUAUUUUAAGAGCUGGGCCACCACGCUUCUUUCGUAGAUACAACAAAAAUAUGGAAACUCCAGCACAGAUCUUCACCAAAACUCACCGGGAGCUUGGCUGGGUAGGUUGCGACUGGCUGCAAAUAACCUCUGGAUCUUGCUCCCUUUUGGCAUCGCUGAUUGCCACGGUGGCCUUUGCCACUUCUACCACCGUUCCUGGUGGUGUGGGCGAUGGAAAGGAUGCUGGAAUUCCAAACUUUAUAGACAGGACAGCGUACAAGGUCUUUUCCAUCUCAUCACUCAUUGCUCUUGGCAGUUCUAUCAACUCACUCGUCUUGUUCCUCUCAAUACUUGCAUCUCGAUGUCAUCCUUCUGAUUUCGAAAAGAGUCUGCCCAGGAAACUUAUCUUGGGUUUGACAUCCAUGUUCUUGUCCAUUAUUUCCAUGCUGGCUUCUUUUUGUGCUGCCCAUUUCCUUGGAACCAGCAGCAAACUCAGGAAUAUUACUGUUCCUAUAUAUGCCCUGUCAUGUCUUCCUCUGACAUAUUUUGCCUUGUCUCACUUUCCACUAUACAUCAAACUUUUCUGGUCUACCAUUCACGACGAACCACAGGAUACGUUCGACUAUGCUCCACUUUAG
This is a messenger RNA of Arachis stenosperma, 773 nucleotides long. RefSeq lists its product as uncharacterized. The coding region runs from base 3 to 773 and encodes 256 amino acids. Lineage: Eukaryota; Viridiplantae; Streptophyta; Magnoliopsida; Fabales; Fabaceae. The transcript is spliced from 2 exons. The record is from RefSeq and is a predicted model, not a curated record.